Entelurus aequoreus (snake pipefish) is the source of this 1824-nucleotide messenger RNA. RefSeq names its product 5-hydroxyisourate hydrolase-like. The transcript has 4 exons. Gene Ontology annotation, molecular function: hydroxyisourate hydrolase activity. Gene Ontology annotation, biological process: purine nucleobase metabolic process. The coding region runs from base 586 to 942 and encodes 118 amino acids. The record is from RefSeq and is a predicted model, not a curated record. Lineage: Eukaryota; Metazoa; Chordata; Actinopteri; Syngnathiformes; Syngnathidae.
UAAUAAAAACAUGUUGAUUGUAUAAUAAACACAUGCAUGUUAUGAUAGUUGUAUAAUAAAAACAUGAUAAUUGUAUAAUAAAAACAUGUUGAUUGUAUAAUAAACACAUGCAUGUUAUGCUAAUUUGAAAAUACAAACAUGGCUGCAAAUUCCCAGGCAUGCGUGUGACAGCUUGUUUGUGUAAGCGUGUGCUGUGAUUGGCCGGUGACAAAUCCAAGGUGUACUCACCUCUCAGCGAAAGUGGACUGGGGUAGACUCCGGCCCAGCGGUGUCCCCAAUGACAACAAGCUCCACAGACCAUAAAUUGAUGUUGCCAUGACGACCGGCCUGGUUAUCAGCAACAAUUUCCUCCCCCAUCAGGUCCUUAAUGAAAUGUCAGCAACUGGAGUGGAAAAAAGUGUUUGAUCACUGCGUCUUCCCGCGGGCGAGCGAUCACAUGUUGUUGACUGUUUUUGUAAUCAUUCAUUCCAGCCGGGGCGACCUUUGACACCCCCCAGCUUUAUUUGCAGGGAAUGCUGGGUAUUGAGCGCCAGACAAGCAGAGUGAGGGGACACUUGAAGCAUCGAGGAGCGCCACCUUGUUGCCAUGACGACGGAGUCCAGCCCGCUCACCACGCAUGUGCUCAACACCAGCGAUGGCGUCCCUGCAGCCCGAAUGUCUCUCAGUCUGCAUCGACUGGACUCGGAGCUGAAGAUCUGGACCAUGCUGAACGUCGCGACGACCAAUGAGGACGGUCGCUGCCCCGGACUCAUCAGCCAGGCAGCCUUUGUCCCCGGCAUGUACAAGUUGCGCUUUGAGACGGGCUCCUACUGGGCCAGUCUGGGCCAGGACUCCUUCUAUCCUUACGCUGAGGUGGUGUUCAACAUCAGUGAAACCAAGCAGAAGAUUCACGUGCCCCUGCUGAUGAGUCGCUUCUCCUACAGCACCUACAGAGGAAGCUGAGCAACAUCAACACAUCCAUACACACUUUCAGCUUGUUUACUGACUUUCCAUGAGUGUAAAAUUACCUUUUUUUUUAAUCAUGAAAUACCAUAAAUAAAAACCAAAACAAUUCAAUCAAUCAAUCAAUCAAUCAAUCAAUCAAUGUUUAUUUAUAUAGCCCUAAAUCGCAAGUGUCUCAAAGGGCUGUUGGUUCAUAUACGUUUUAUUUUGAAACACAAAAAAUAGAAUAGGAAACAAAACGUUAUUUUCAGUGUAGAGAGUAAUAACUAGAUAUUAUUUUUUUUAUAAAUGUAUUAAAAUAUCCUGUUUCAGGAAGACCAGAUGAUCAAAGAUAAAUAUAUUUUUUUAUAUUUAAACGCAGGAUGCAACACCACAAAGUAGAGAUGUAUCGGCCGAUAAAUGCUUUAAAAUGUAAUAUCGGAAAUUAUCGGUAUCGUUUUUUUUUUAUCGGUAUCGGUUUUUUAAUUUUUUAAUUUUUUUAGAUUAAAUUAACAUAAAAAACAAGAUACACUUACAAUUAGUACACUAACCCAAAAAACCUCCCUCCCCCAUUUACACUCAUUCACAUAAAAGGGUUGUUUCUUUCUGUUAUUAAUAUUCUGGUUCCUACAUUAUAUAUCAAUAUAUAACAAUACAGUCUGCAAGGGAUACAGUCCGUAAGCACACAUGAUUGUGCGUGCUGCUGGUCCACUAAUAGUACUAACUUUUAACAGAUAAUUGUACUCUUUUUCAUGAAUUACUAGUUUCUAUGUAACUGUUUUUAUAUUGUUUUACUGUCUUUUUUAUUCAAGAAAACGUUUGUAAUUUAUUUAUCUUAUUUUAUUCUAUUAAUUAAAAAAAAAAAAAAGGACCUUUUUUUUUUUCACCAGCAUAGCCGCAACC